Mesorhabditis belari is the source of this 1431-nucleotide messenger RNA. The record is from the annotation of a GenBank genome assembly. NCBI's taxonomy places the organism in Eukaryota, Metazoa, Nematoda, Chromadorea, Rhabditida, Rhabditidae.
AUGUCCGAAUCCAAGAAAUUCUCGGAUUUGAGGAAAAUGUUCGAAUCGGAUAACUGUUUCACGGAGGAGAGUGCUGAGAAACCGGCAGUGCCUCGACAUCGUCUUCUCAACUCAACCGUCAGCAACGUUCAACCACAACAAUCAGAAGAUUUCACUCCACAGCCCGAACACUUCGCCUGGGAAUCGAUUGAUCAAUUGACGGGUAGAGUGAAGAAAAGUUCUCACUACGUCCAGAAUAGAUCGUCGUUCUCAAGGCCAGCCACUCAAAAAAUCGAUUACAGCAAAGAAGCAAAGCUGCUACCGAUUGCUCCAAAACCGAAAAUUGAGCAAAAACCGAAACUCCUUAUGAAUCAGUUAUCAGAUGCUCCAAAAGUAAUCUUGGACUUAAAUCUUCGGAAAUACAAUCAGAAGUUUUCUGGAGAAAUCUUGGAAUCUGUGAACAUUUGCCAAGAGCAAGAAGAGCCAGAAGAAGAUAUUCCUUUGCCGAUCAGAACCGCGAGUCGACCCAGCCGGAGUGUUAUCUUCAAGUCUUUCCCGGAAAUCUUUUCCGGCAGAAGUUCAAAAGAUUUUUCAAGUCAAAGUCGAGAAGAUCUCAAAGCAACGAUUGAGUUGAUGCCAUCUCCACCCUCACCGAAGCCUGAUCAAGCCGAUCAUUCAAUGGGACAAUUGCCUCCAGAACAAGACUCAAAUUGGAUAAAUCCCUCAAAUCAAAUCAAUGAUAAAAUUGCUGAGCUCGACAAUGAAAUCAAGGAUUUUGCUGAUUAUUUAGAGCAACAAGUCGAGAAAAGUUGCACAGUUGAUGCGAUGACGAAACGAGUCGAGCAGUUGACUGAGAAACUUGGAGCAAAAAUCUUUCUCCUCCCCGUUUUACCAAAAGAGAAAUUUGAAGCAAACAAUGUUGUCAUCAAAAAAAUUGAUAAUCUUCUCAUUUCUUAUAAAGGAGUCAAUCGACGGGAUCUCUACUUGCUCAAGGAUGUCAUGAUUACCUUAGAAAAAGAAUUGAAACGAAAAAGCUUCAUAAAAGUCUUUGUUGAGGCUAUGUUGACCUUUGACUUUUCGAAGUUUGAGAGAGAUCUUGAUCAGAUCUUCAAGAAACUCUGGCUUCUUUCUUCUCCAAAUUUCUUCGAUGCAGCACUUGAAUUCUCACAAAAUUAUCUUGAGAGCAUGAAAUCUGACACCGAUAAAGGUGAAGAAAAAGAAUUGGAAGAGAUUUACGUAACAAAGUGGAUGAAUUUCCUAAUCACAAAUCAGAGCGUUCAAGAGCACACCGCGAGCCUCAUCUUUCGAAGAGCUACAGAAAAUUUGAAGUGGAAAAAUAAGGAAAAAGAACAAAUAGUUUUUGAAGAGGCUCUCAAUCGACGUGAUCGACUUUUCGGAGCGCCAGCGAAGAAAUGGAAUGAAAAACUGAAAUUGAGAGAUUUGCGUUCAGAA